Messenger RNA from Biomphalaria glabrata, 360 nucleotides. RefSeq names its product ryncolin-1-like. The record is from RefSeq and is a predicted model, not a curated record. The coding region runs from base 1 to 360 and encodes 119 amino acids. Lineage: Eukaryota; Metazoa; Mollusca; Gastropoda; Planorbidae. The transcript has a single exon.
AUGAGAGUCGGUGGUGUUGACUACUGGGCCAAAUAUACCACUUUUAAGGUAGGCAGCUGGGAAGAGGAAUACAGGUUGACCGUUUCGGGGUUUUCCGGCAAUGUCCCGGACAAGUUUUCAGCUAACAACGGCGCCAACUUUUCGACACCUGCCAUGGAUAACGACUCCUCAGGUACGAUCAACUGCGCGAGAAAAUAUAACUCGGGCUUUUGGUUUACCUCCUGCGGGGAUGUGAACCUAAACGGUCUGAUUGGAGUCACAAUAACUCAAGUCAACAGAGAUAUAGUUGGUUUCUGGGCUGGCGUGACCACAGGUACGCAGACAUUUAGUCUUAUUGAGAUGAAGAUUAAAAGGUGGUGA